AUGCCCUUUAUGGAAAGUGAAGCCCCAGCGGAAUCUUUGACAGAUAUGCCAGACCGCCUGCCCUUCCCACCGGUUACCUAUUCCCACAUCCUCAAUUGUUCCUAUCAUGAAUGGCAUCCGCGAUACCGUGGAAUUACACCUAAGUCACGGACCAUCCCUCUAAGUGCGCCAUUUGUUUCCUAUCUCCGCGCUGAUGGCAUUGUGUUGCCCCCGGAAAUGGCACCGCCGACGGACGAUGACGACCUGGACAACUUCUCGGACUCUGGCGAUGAGGAGCCCGAUCCGUCUACAGAAUGGCCGGAAAUACACACACAAGUCAAGAACAUAAUCAAGGAGCUCAAUGGAAAAGUGACUCCGAAGCUGAACUGGAGUGCUCCUAAAGACGCAACAUUCAUGAAUGCCACGAAUGACACCCAGUGCCGUACACCGAAUGAUAUUUAUCUCCUUCUCAAAAGCAGCGACUUUAUCACACAUGAUUUGGAGCAUCCCUUCGACGACUGCGUCCCCGAUUCCAAUGAGAACGGUACUUCUGCCCCCUCCAGCACCGAAUCACCCGCGCAAACAACCCCCGAAGUUCCCUACCAUCUGAUUCUGCGCCAAUAUGUCAACUUCAACCCUUCUCUCGAGUUUCGGUGCUUCGUGCGCAACCGUGUACUUCUUUGCAUGUGUCAGCGGGAUCAAAACCACUUCGACUUCCUCUUCCCGAUGCGUGAUAUGCUUCGGUCCCGAAUCCAGUCAUUCUUCGAUGAGAAGCUUCGAGACACAUUCCCUGACCCGAAUUUUGUCUUUGAUGUGUACCGGGUCUGGCUGGUUGAUGUGAAUCCAUGGGCCGAGCGAACAGACGCGUUGCUCUUCAGCUGGCUGGAGAUUCUGCGAAUGAAGGACCCGGUGGGUGUGGAAGAAGAAAAUGGGCCUGAGGAAUUUGUGAGGCUUUCGCUCCAUGAUGGCAGCAUCAUCACGUCUGCCGACACGAACGGCAAUGACGUAAAAGACAUUGACUCGCCGGACUCUGAAACAGAAAAGGAGGCCAGUGAUGAGGAGAAGGAUGAUGCACCUUUCCUUCCUGAAUUCCGCUUGGUCAAGCGGGAUGAUCCGGAGGCGUAUGCCUUCACUUCUCCGCAAUACUCCGCUCAUAAGGUGCCGAAGGAGGUGGUCGACGCCUCGCUCGCUGGGCCUGGUGGCAUGAGCGAGUUCAUGGGCAAGUGGCAGGAGAUCUUGCAGAAGCAAGUGCAGGAAGAUCAGGAAGCAGGCAGUGACUCGGACUAA
Penicillium alfredii is the source of this 1266-nucleotide messenger RNA. RefSeq names its product cell proliferation protein CDC123 (gene cdc123). The record is from RefSeq and is a predicted model, not a curated record. The coding region runs from base 1 to 1266 and encodes 421 amino acids. The transcript has 3 exons. Gene Ontology annotation, cellular component: cytoplasm. Lineage: Eukaryota; Fungi; Ascomycota; Eurotiomycetes; Eurotiales; Aspergillaceae.